Diuraphis noxia (Russian wheat aphid) is the source of this 1635-nucleotide messenger RNA. RefSeq lists its product as uncharacterized. Lineage: Eukaryota; Metazoa; Arthropoda; Insecta; Hemiptera; Aphididae. Gene Ontology annotation, molecular function: endonuclease activity. The record is from RefSeq and is a predicted model, not a curated record. Gene Ontology annotation, cellular component: nucleus.
UAUUUUAAUUAUAAUAAAUUAGUGGAAGCCCACAAUUGGGUUUUUCAAAAAUUCCUAACAGCCAUUGAAUUAGAAGUUACUCCAGUUAUUAUUGACAAUACAAAUUGUGAAGCUUGKGAAAUGGAAAAAUAUGCUAAAACUGCUGUGAAUAAUGGAUAUUGGAUUGAAAUUGUUGAACCUAAUACAGAAUGGGCAUGGGAUAGUAUGGAGUUGUUCAAGAAAAAUGUACAUUCAGUACAAUAUGAUACUAUAAUUUCUUUCCUUCGUCGAUAUGAUCGUAAUAUCACUGUUGAUAGUCUGUUAGCUAAAUAUAAAUUAAAAUACAAUAAGAAAACCCAACCACCAAUACAAUCAAACAGUGCUAAAACUUUCCAGCUUUGUGACAAUCUGAUAAAUCAAAUAGAUGUAGCUUAUGAAACCCAAAUAGAGAAUAUUGACAAUUUCAAAGAUUUGUGUGUGUCACAAAAACAAAAAAAAGUAAAAAGUAAAAAAAAAAAAUCUACUCCUGUUAACAAUAAUGAUGAAGAUGACUCUUUGAUUCCUACAAUUAAUAAAACACAAGAAAAAUAUGAAGAAGAAGAAGAUAUUUUUGAAGGCAAUGAUUAUGAAAGCCUGUCCCAAGACAUUCCUGAUAUGAAUGAAGAAUCUCAUUUAUCGGUAGUAUAUCCUUCAAAUUAUGUCAAUAAAGCUGUUAACACAUCUGAAAAUGAUUUUUUAUUUAUGGAUGUCCUAAAUGAAAUACCUGAAGAAGAGUACAGUAGCUAUGUUGUUUUUGGAAGAAACAGAAAUAUUAACGAAGGAAAUCUAAGUAUUUUGAAUUUACCUUGUGGAAAAUUAGAUAAAGGAACAAUAACUAACGAUCUUAAAGAAAUGAUACCUAAACUAAGCUUAAAUAAACUUUGUCAACGAUUCCCAGAAAAUAUCUCUUCAUUAAUUAUUGAAUUAUUUGAUAAAUGCGAAGGAAAUAUUGACUGGAUUGUAGAUAUGUUGGUAGAGUCCGGACAUAAUAUAUCGAAGCAACAACUGUGUAGUUUUAUAGAGUACGAAGAAAAUUAUUGUAUUAAAAAUGUUCAACGUCAAGACUCCAUUGAACUUUUGAAACGAAAUAAUGAACUAGAUAAUAAUUUAUUUAAUUCUCCAUCAAAUUCACUGUCAAAAGCAGUUAAUACAAUCGCUGAAGUAACUGAUUGUAAAAAGAAAAAACUUGGAAAAAAAGUAGAGAGAACAUUUAAUKUAAAUGAUGAUUUAAGGAAAAAUAUUGAAAAUAAAUUUACAUUUGGUGAUUCGUUGUAUUCUGACCAUGUUUUAAAAAUAAAAAAAUUUAAAGAAAAUCAAAAUGCAAUAGAUAAUACUGAUUUAAUUUCUCAAAGUUCUGAAAGUGUUGAAGAAGAUCCUAUGUUUGAAAAAGAUGAUGCAGGAAACUUUGUUCAAUUAGUUAUGGAUAGAARUGUUCUUGCUCAAUUAUGUGAUUAUUUCGGCGAUUUUUCUCCUAAUUUUAAUCAAAAUACAUUACUAAUGCCAGUGAAAUUACCUGAAAAAUUGGCUGAAGAACUUUAUUAUUAUUUGAUUGCAAAUACACCUUUAGAUGUUUGUAAUCAAGAUGCCAUUUUACAAGGUAAUCAUUGUUUAUUUUAA